Molecule: messenger RNA, 1404 nt
Organism: Trichoderma asperellum CBS 433.97
Lineage: Eukaryota; Fungi; Ascomycota; Sordariomycetes; Hypocreales; Hypocreaceae
Source: RefSeq, a predicted model, not a curated record
CACUUCAUUCGACUCUCGACGGGCAGCGUGCGAUGUGAGACAAGGAAGAAAAAAUGCUUUUUCAGAGACUAUUCCCAGGGAUGGCUGUGCUGGUGACUCGUAGAUGUUUGUUGUGCAUGUUGUGUAAUCAAAGAUGGAGAAUCAAUAUCAAGUGUUUUACCCAUUCAGUAGAGAACCCGAGGUUCAGCAGGAAUUUAGGAACUACCUCCAAAAGAAGAAGAUCAAGAAGCACAUAUCCACAGAGAGAAAGCAUAAUUUAAUUCGAUGGCUUACUGACAACGACGCCAAGCCCCAGUCGCAGAAGGAUUACUCUCUACGAAACUACGCAUCCAAGACGUAUAAAUGGGAUGGUGACAAGCGUAUCCUCUGGGGUAUUGGAAAGAGUGAAAAUGGAGGAAAGAGUGGGAAGACCAAGAAGACCAAGAAGGGUUGGAAGGGUAGCAAGGGUAGCAAGGGUGGGAAGUGCCAAGACAGGGUGGUUGUCACUGAGGAUGAGAUCUUGGAUGUGGUAGAAAAAAUCCACAUGUCGAAUGAUCAUGGGGGGUGGGAUGCCACCUGGGAUGAAGUCAGCAGCAAAUACUGUGGGAUUGUGAGGUCAGAUGUCAUCUUCCUUCUGAAGAGGUGCUACAUCUGCCAGUUAAACCCGCGCAAACAUUCCAGGAGGAAUGCGGCCCUUGAUGAGGCCCCUGCAUCAAGUUCAUCUCUCGCAACGCCAUCGUCAGAGCAGCAAGCCUCGGAAGAACAGCAACCGUCAUACGGGCAGCAAGCCCCUGAGCAGCAAGAUUUUGAUCAAAUUCUUGACCAGAUCUCUCAGCAGACCUUCGAUUACAACUUCGGCAACGACAACUACCAAUGUGGUAGCUUUGAAGGACUGGAUCAGCUUUGGAACGAAGAGGUGCCAGACAUUGAGAUGGCCGAUAUGGAUCCUUCAUUGUUCAACAAUGACUUCCAGGAUCUCAUGAUGUAUUCCUACCCGCCUCCCGAGGAGGCUUCGGGCAGCCACACUUACCCCUACGACUUUAAUUUCAUGCAAGACUCGGUGUAACCGAUUGCAGAGCUGCCCUAAUACGUCAAUGAAGGGGGGCUUCCGGGGUGAAUAUGGUGUUGUGGAGGAAGUCAAGCAUUUUUGGGGCGUUUUGGCCAGAGGUUUGGCUUCAGGGAGCAUCUGAUAAGUCAAUGCAUCCAUAUCCCAGAAUUUCUUUCUGGUUGAUUUGGGGGAGUGGUGGGAAACAAGGUUGCGACUGUUUUUGUGCAUUUUGUGUGCAUUUUUGUUCUUUUUUUUUUGUGUGUGUUUGAGUGUUAGCAUAACUAGGGUUACCAGACUGCCAGACUGUUACUGAAUUGAACUUUUGUUUUUCUCACGAUACUCCCGUGCUUGCUGUUUGUGAUGAACUUUUUUUUUUU